This is a messenger RNA of Sceloporus undulatus (fence lizard), 3288 nucleotides long. RefSeq names its product gamma-aminobutyric acid type A receptor subunit gamma2 (gene GABRG2). The transcript is spliced from 9 exons. Gene Ontology annotation, molecular function: inhibitory extracellular ligand-gated monoatomic ion channel activity; GABA-gated chloride ion channel activity; transmitter-gated monoatomic ion channel activity involved in regulation of postsynaptic membrane potential. Gene Ontology annotation, cellular component: GABA-A receptor complex; dendrite membrane; synapse. NCBI's taxonomy places the organism in Eukaryota, Metazoa, Chordata, Lepidosauria, Squamata, Phrynosomatidae. The record is from RefSeq and is a predicted model, not a curated record. Gene Ontology annotation, biological process: nervous system process; synaptic transmission, GABAergic; signal transduction. The coding region runs from base 181 to 1323 and encodes 380 amino acids.
AACAGUUCUAGCCAAAAAAGUGACGAUGACUAUGAAGAUUAUACAACUAACAAAACCUGGGUUUUGACCCCCAAAGUCCAUGAGAGUGAUGUUACCCUUAUUUUGAAUGGACUACUGGAGGGAUAUGACAACAAGUUAAGGCCAGAUAUAGGAGUGCAACCAACAGUUAUACAUACCGAUAUGUAUGUCAACAGCAUUGGUCCAGUGAAUGCUAUUAAUAUGGAAUAUACAAUAGAUAUAUUUUUUGCCCAAACAUGGUAUGACAGAAGACUAAGAUUCAACAGCACUAUAAAAGUACUGAGGUUAAACAGCAACAUGGUUGGAAAAAUAUGGAUACCUGACACAUUCUUCCGAAAUUCAAAAAAGGCUGAUGCCCACUGGAUAACCACUCCCAACCGGAUGCUUCGGAUCUGGAAUGAUGGCAGAGUACUGUAUACAUUGAGGUUGACAAUAGAUGCUGAAUGUCAGCUACAGCUGCAUAACUUUCCAAUGGAUGAACAUUCUUGUCCCUUGGCAUUUUCAAGCUAUGGUUAUCCAAAAGAAGAAAUAAUCUACAUGUGGAAACGCAGUUCAGUGGAAGUGGGAGAUACAAGGUCCUGGAGGCUCUAUCAGUUCUCAUUUGUUGGGCUCAGAAACACAACUGAAGUAGUGCCAACAACCUCAGGAGAUUAUGUCGUCAUGGCAGUCUACUUUGACCUAAGCCGGAGGAUGGGUUACUUCACCAUUCAGACUUACAUUCCCUGCACACUCAUUGUAGUGCUGUCCUGGGUCUCUUUCUGGAUUAAUAAGGAUGCUGUUCCAGCCAGAACAUCUUUGGGAAUCACAACUGUCCUGACAAUGACCACUCUCAGCACAAUCGCUCGCAAAUCUCUCCCCAAGGUUUCUUAUGUGACAGCAAUGGAUCUCUUUGUAUCGGUGUGCUUCAUUUUUGUUUUUUCUGCAUUGGUGGAGUACGGGACUCUUCAUUAUUUUGUCAGUAACCGGAAGCCAAGCAAAGACAAAGACAAAAAGAAGAAAAACCCUCUUCUUCGGAUGUUUUCAUUCAAGGCACCUACAAUUGAUAUCCGUCCAAGGUCAGCUACUAUCCAAAUGAACAAUGCCACACACCUCCAAGAACGGGAUGAAGAAUAUGGGUACGAAUGUCUCGACGGCAAGGACUGUGCAAGUUUUUUCUGCUGCUUUGAAGAUUGCAGAACAGGAGCAUGGCGGCAUGGGAGGAUACACAUCCGCAUUGCCAAAAUGGACUCUUACGCCCGCAUAUUCUUUCCUACUGCCUUCUGUUUGUUUAACUUGGUCUACUGGGUGUCCUACCUUUACCUUUAAACAAGCAGAAAGGAAAUUGAUGACACAAGCCUUAUUCUUCAAAAUGUAUUAAAUGGUUUCCUGUAUGACUCCACUCCAAUGCCAUGAUUUAGUGGCUGUAGUGAACAUGGGGACUUUGACGAACACAUUGAUGUUCCUGCAAGAAGGAGCCACCACCUUCUCUUCAGUUUCAGGGAGUAUGCUGCUUGUGCUCCACUAUGCACACACAGAGCAUUCCCUGAACUGUGGGGAUAGGGGUGGGUGGAUGGGUGGGAGUCAGUCAACCCUUGCUCAUUUAAGCUCCAUUAAGCACCAGAGCUUCAUGGAACUUAGAACAGCUUUAUCACAGUGGUUUGAAUUCUUUAGUGCCAUAAUCCAGUAAAUAUUAUCCAUUACAUUUGUUGGACUACUGUAAAAAGUAUUGUGGUUUGAAUGCUCCCAUGCUAUAUUUUAAGGAAUUUGAUACAGACCAAACCAAGUAUCCAUUAGAAAUCCACCACUGAAUGUGUGAGGGGCAGUGGGGAGAGGACCCUCACAAGUUCUCAGAGUAUUACCAUUUUAGCUAUAAAUAGUCAGCAGUUACAAUGAAGAAAGUAAAAAAUAAAUAAAUACUGUAUAGUUUGUUAUCAUUGAUUAUAAAUACGUGAUACUUUUGUGGGCUUUUCUUUUUGGAAGAGUCAUCUCUCCGUUCAGACCAAUGUAACUAGUCUAAGGGGAAAGGAGUUUUUCUUUGCACCUGAAUAAAAAUUGAGUGUUUGGGUGGACUCCUUAAGAGCACAUGUACAAAUGUUGUAAAUAUUCCACUACCUGGUAGUGCUUGGGUUUAGUGCAUGAAGACUGGGGGUGGGGUCAGGGGCAAAAUAAAUGGAGCAAAGGUACCAUAUUAUUGUCUUUCAUUACUAAUUAAAAAUCAUCCUCUUUUUGAAGCAGAAAGACCAUCACCACCAUGCAUGGAAGAUGUGGACAAACAGUUUUUUCCAUAAGAAGGUAGACAAGCCUUAAGAUGUUGACUAAAAUACUACCCAUUUCAUAGUACAAAUCAGUAAGGCCAAUAUAAAUAAUACUUUAGUCUGUAGAUUAGCUCAAGCUGUUAGCUGCUGUUUUAUUCCUCACUUUCCAUGACAACUAAACCUACAUUUGUUAUAUACUGCAAGAUUGGCUGUGGUCUUUUGAAGCAUUUGUUUGCAGUUAAUGGAUCCUUCCUCACAAUGAAUGAUGAUCAUUUGUAUCUAGAAUACUUUUGCUGAGAUGCACGAUCCAUCUGAAUGAACCAGAACUGAAUAUUGUUCUUGCUUUGUUUGCUUUUCACAAAUACAUUUGUUCUCCAGGCAGAAGUUGGGGCAUUUUCAUUUGUGCCACUAUAUAGACCUGGUGUUCACCAUACAUAUGUGUGAUGAUGUUAGUGCUCCAUUUUAAAUCUCUCUCUUUCUCUCUCUGCCCCCAGGUCUCUUGAUUAUUAUGUAGAGUCUAUCAGUAGCUAGCGCAUAACGUAGCAAACAUUUUGAAACAAAAGAACAACUGAAAAUGAAAGAGGAGGAUUGUCUUUGUUAAUAAAAAAUACCUGCAUAGUAUGUGUGCUUUAAGAGAACAAGACCCAGUUGAGUGAAUCUUAAAUUUCAUUUAACUGGCUAUUGGUUUUCAAACAUCUGUGCAAUGCUGAGUUAUGCAAAUUUAAGCACAUGUAAAUAAUGACUGACUUUUUUACAGUCACAAACUGAGAACACCAGUUCGUCUCAAGUAGGUUUGCAACUGGGAAGGAGGAAUAAUCUAUAUAUAUAUAUUAUCAUUAUCAUUACAGAAUUAAUGAUAUUAAUGAUAGCCAAUACAGAGACUUAAGGACAGUUUUCCAAUGUCUGUAUAGUUUUGGAAAUAAAUAUGUAUAGAAAGGUAUAACUAUGUCCUGAUCAUCAACUGCUCCUUAAUGUAUUUUAAUGAAGGAAAUGCACAUACCCAUAGAUUUUUUUUCAAUAAAAUUGCUGCACUCAA